CCCAACUGUAUAUGAAGACAUUCUGUGCCAGCUUUGGUGGGUAGAAGAAUUUUUUGACUCAUCGAAAAAGAAGGCAAAGAUCAUGGAGGUCACAUCUCAGCCUGCUGCAUUUGCACCCAGUGACUUUCACACGGGCUUAUUGAGCUGCUGUGAAGACACAAGCGUAUGUUGUUAUGGCUGUUUCUGCCUCACUUGUUUGGGCUGUUCCAUUGCCAGUGACAUGAAUGAGUGCUGCUGCUGCGGUUUAGGCAUGCCGAUCCGAAGUGUUUACAGAACUAAAUACAACAUACCAGGAUCCCUGUGUAAUGACUUUGGGCUGGUUACUUCUGCAUGCCUUGCGCAGCCUGCCAGUUGAAGAGAGACAUUGACAUCAGGAAGCGUACUGGAGGAAUUCUGAGGAAAAUAUAUUUUACAAGGAACAAAAGCC
Cyprinus carpio (common carp) is the source of this 427-nucleotide messenger RNA. Its product is annotated as placenta-specific gene 8 protein-like. Gene Ontology annotation, biological process: positive regulation of transcription by RNA polymerase II. NCBI's taxonomy places the organism in Eukaryota, Metazoa, Chordata, Actinopteri, Cypriniformes, Cyprinidae. The record is from RefSeq and is a predicted model, not a curated record.